CUAAGUUGGGAGAAUUUGAGGACUGAUUUGAAACCCGUGUUUAUAUGCGUUGAUCGAAAUUGUAGACUCCCCUUCUCAGAGAAACCAAGCAAGCUAUUGGAGUGUCGUCGAAUUUGCAUUUAAUAUUUAUUGCCACAGGAUAUAUAUGAUGAGGACAAGGCCAACGGCAGUGUUCAUGGCCUUCGGCACCAAAGGCGAUGUCAAUCCUUUGGCAGCCAUAGCUGCAGCUUUCUCCCGUGAUCAACGCCAAUAUCAUGUCUAUUUUGUAACUCAUUCAGCACACCAGAGCUUGAGAGUUUAUUUGGAAGCAAAGGGAGUUAUGUUUGUUCCAGCUUCAACACCACCUGUUCUUUCUCCUUUACAACAUCAUGGUUCCAUGGGGGACUCCUUCUCUAAACAUAAAAAGGAACUUACCAGAAAACAUAGAGAAGAGUGCAUUUCCAUUAUUGAGGGUAUAUUUGGAGACGGGUCUAGCACGCACAAAGAUUUUAUUGCCAUCAAUUUCUUUGCAUUGGAAGGUUGGAAUCUGGCAGAGCUUUUCAAGGUUCGUUGUGUUGUUGCUGCUCCUUAUGUUGUUCCUUACAGUGCCCCUGCUUCAUUUGAAAGGCAAUUUAGGAGAGAGCUCCCACUUUUGUAUAAGUAUCUCCAGGAAGCCCCUGCUGGCAAGGUUGGUUGGAAAGAUGUUAAUCACUGGAUGUGGCCACUUUUUACUGAGGAGUGGGGAUCAUGGAGAAGCCAUGACCUAAAGCUUAGUUCCUGUCCUUUUACGGAUCCAGUAACAGGUCUUCCAACAUGGAAUUACCGACCACCUUCUCCCAUGCUAUUGUAUGGAUUUAGCAAAGAAAUUGUGGAAUGUCCUGCAGCUUACUGGCCAUCAAGAGUCCGGGUUUGUGGUUUUUGGUUUCUUCCCAUUGAUCGCCUAUUCUCAUGUAACAAAUGUUUGGAAGGAUCUGCAUUGGCUUCUACAGAGUUAAAAGCAAAAAAUGGGUUGUGUCUUGCUCACACCAGAUUGCAAUACUUCUUGAGUACUUCUGAACAACACCCGCCACCAAUUUUCAUAAGUCUCAGUUCUGUUGGAAGCAUGGGCUUUAUGACGGACCCUUGGGCAUUUCUUCGGGUACUUGGACAUGUUUUGGAAAUCACAAGUUACAGGUUUAUUCUGCUGUCAGCUGGAUAUAAGCCUUUAAACGACGUAAUCCAACUGUGUGCUCAAGAAUCAUCUUCAUGUUCAGAACAAACACCAUGCAACAAUGAUGAUGGAGUUUUUCUUUUCAAUGGCCGGUUUCUUUCUUUACCAGGUUCUAUAUCGUACCAGUGGUUGUUUCCAAGAUGUGCUGCUGCAAUCCAUCACGGGGGAAGUGGGUCCACUGCUGCUGCACUGCAAGCUGGAAUUCCUCAGGUGAUAUGUCCAUUCAUGCUGGAUCAGUUCUAUUGGGCAGAUAGGAUGUUUUGGCUUGGGGUUAGUGCAGAGCCGCUGAAAAGAGAGCACUUGGUACCGGACACAAAUGAUAGCUGCGGCAGCAGCACCAAAGAAGGAGCCAAAAUGCUUGCGAAGGCCAUAAACUUUGCUCUCUCUUCUCAGGUUAAAAAACGGGCAUUGCAGCUUGCAAUCACUCUGUCUACUGAGGAGGAUGGAGUAGCACAGGCAGUGAAGAACUUGACUGAAGAGCUUGGCGGAGGAGAUAUGGUAAACUGGUGAAGUGCACUUUCGCGGAAGAUAAGCAAAGAGCCAUCCCCCCACACUAAUGGAAAGUUUUGCAAAUUUUUUCUGGAACUGGAAGAUCUUUCCGUGAUCUUCAACAUAUCCGGGGUUCAAUGUGACCAUGUGGUGUAUCCAUUUAUUUCCUCCAUAUCCCGUCAAUUUGGAGAAGUCCCCUGGAUGUUUUCACGACGUGUAAGGUACAGUCAUUUGCUUUGAAAAUCCACUAAGUUUGCAACGUGGUUAAGUUAAAACCUUUGAAGGAUUGUACCACUGCCGUAAUAAUUAGUUAUGUGUAAAUGUUGUGUGGUGUGAUUGUCAUGUAUGUUUGGUGUCUUGUUUGGACUAGAUUCUUACCCGUGUGAUGCAUGGAUCAAAAUUAAGCCUCAAUUAUCUUUUAUUAUUUGUUAACAUUAUUAGUGAAAGAAUUAUAUAGUCCGGUGAAAGCUAGUACGAGC
Molecule: messenger RNA, 2157 nt
Organism: Cuscuta epithymum
Lineage: Eukaryota; Viridiplantae; Streptophyta; Magnoliopsida; Solanales; Convolvulaceae
Source: the annotation of a GenBank genome assembly